AUGCGUCGAGCCAUCUCUCGAAGCAUUACUGCCGGUGCUGGCCGAACAUCUGGAGUGUCCCUCGCCCGCUCUUCACUAUUGUCCUCAGCAAAGACCAUGACGUCCUCCAGCUCCCCCGUCUCCGCCGUUGCGGCGAGGAGGAUACACGCCACGGCGCGGCACCUCAACGCCGCUCUGGCCUCGACGGCCGAGUCGUACCCCAACACGCACGAAAAGAUCGCGAAGCCCGAGGAUACCCCCUACUUCAUCGACAACAAGUUCGUCACCUCAAGCGCCACCGACUUCAUCGACCUGCACGACCCGGCCACCAACAACCUCGUCACCCGCGUGCCGCAGAUGACCACCGAGGAGCUGCAGGCCGCCGUCGACUCGGCCGAGAAGGCCUUUCCCAAGUGGCGUGCCAUGAGCGUGCUGGCCCGCCAGCAGAUCAUGUUCAAGUUCGUCGCCCUCAUCCGCGAGAACUGGGACCGCCUGGCCGCGAGCAUCACUCUCGAGCAGGGCAAGACGUUUGCCGACGCCAAGGGUGACGUCCUCCGUGGUCUGCAGGUCGCAGAGGCCGCCUGCGGUGCGCCCGAGCUGCUGAAGGGCGAGGUGUUGGAAGUUGCCAAGGACAUGGAGACGAGGAGCUACCGCGAGCCAUUGGGCGUUGUGGCUGCCAUCUGCCCCUUCAACUUCCCCGCCAUGAUUCCCCUCUGGUGCAUCCCCAUCGCGACCGUUACCGGCAACACCCUCGUCCUGAAGCCCUCCGAAAGGGACCCCGGUGCGGCCAUGAUCCUCGCCGAGCUCGCCCAGAAGGCCGGUUUCCCCGAGGGCGUGGUCAACAUUGUGCACGGCGCCCACAAGACGGUCGACUUCAUCCUCGAGGACCCCGUCAUCAAGGCCGUGAGCUUCGUCGGCGGCAACAAGGCCGGCGAGUACAUCUUCAACAAGGGCUCCGCACACGGCAAGCGCGUGCAGGCCAACCUGGGCGCCAAGAACCACGCUGCCGUCCUCCCGGACUGCAACAAGAACCACUUCCUCAACAGCGUCGUCGGUGCCGCGUUUGGCGCCGCCGGGCAGCGCUGCAUGGCCCUCAGCACCCUCGUCCUCGUCGGCGAGACCAAGGAGUGGCUCCCUGAGCUGGCCGAGCUGGCCAAGAAGCUCAAGGUCGACGGCGGUUUCGAGGAGGGCGCCGACCUCGGCCCCGUCAUCUCCCCCCAGAGCAAGCAGCGCAUCGAGAGCCUGAUCCAGAGCGCCGAGGACGAGGGCGCCACCAUCCUCCUCGACGGCCGCGGUUACAAGCCCGCCAAGUACCCCAACGGCAACUGGGUCGCCCCCACCAUCAUCACCAACGUGACGCCCCACAUGAAGUGCUACACGGAGGAGAUCUUCGGGCCGGUCUUGGUCUGCCUCAACGUCGAGACGCUGGACGACGCCAUCGAGCUCAUCAACAAGAACGAGUACGGCAACGGCACGGCCAUCUUCACCCGCUCCGGCGCCACCGCCGAGGCUUUCCGUCGCAACAUCGAGGCCGGCCAGAUCGGCAUCAACGUGCCCAUCCCCGUGCCCCUGCCCAUGUUCUCCUUCACCGGUAACAAGAAGAGCAUCGCCGGCGGCGGCGCGAACACCUUCUACGGAAGGCCCGGCAUCAACUUCUACACGCAGCAGAAGACGGUCACCGCGCUCUGGCAGAGCGCCGACGCCAUUUCUCAAAAGGCUGACGUCGCCAUGCCGACUCACUCAUGA
Colletotrichum graminicola M1.001 is the source of this 1725-nucleotide messenger RNA. RefSeq names its product methylmalonate-semialdehyde dehydrogenase. Gene Ontology annotation, biological process: thymine catabolic process; L-valine catabolic process. The coding region runs from base 1 to 1725 and encodes 574 amino acids. The transcript has 2 exons. Gene Ontology annotation, cellular component: mitochondrion. The record is from RefSeq and is a predicted model, not a curated record. Gene Ontology annotation, molecular function: malonate-semialdehyde dehydrogenase (acetylating, [NAD(P)+]) activity; methylmalonate-semialdehyde dehydrogenase (acylating, NAD+) activity. NCBI's taxonomy places the organism in Eukaryota, Fungi, Ascomycota, Sordariomycetes, Glomerellales, Glomerellaceae.